Molecule: messenger RNA, 1466 nt
Organism: Cyprinus carpio (common carp)
Lineage: Eukaryota; Metazoa; Chordata; Actinopteri; Cypriniformes; Cyprinidae
Product: protein phosphatase 1 regulatory subunit 3C-B-like
Exons: 2
Coding region: 222-1154 (310 amino acids)
Biological process (GO): regulation of glycogen biosynthetic process
Cellular component (GO): protein phosphatase type 1 complex
Molecular function (GO): protein phosphatase 1 binding; glycogen binding
Source: RefSeq, a predicted model, not a curated record
GACUCGCAGCGUGUGUUCAGCGUGGAGUGGGUGUGUCUGCAGAGGACAGGCUGUUUCGGGGGUGAACCCUUGAAAUCACCGAUUUUUACUUUAAAUUCAGCGCUCUGGAAUUUCUUUUAAAUCCUGUUUCUCCUCCAAUGUGCUUUGCUCAAGAGACCACUUUAAACUGAAGCACUUUCUCCACGAGUUCCACAAGAGAUCUUCAUCUCCUCAGUUCUCCAAUGCCGGGUCCAGUUAUGCCUGUGGACGUGGCUGUGCAGCUGUACAUCACCCAUUCUCCCCCACUGCGCAGCUUCCUGAGCUCUUAUGAAGACUACAGGACACGUAACCUGGUCAACACCUGCUACAAACCCCUGCGGCCCUGCUUGAGCUCCAGAGCCCACCUGGAGCCCCCUCGUCUGGACUGGCAGACCCCAAAAUCCAAGCCCAAAAAGAAGGUUGUGUUUGCCGACUCAAAGGGUAUGUCAUUAACCUUGGUGCAUGUCUUCUCAACUUUCGAAAACAGAGAACCUGUUACAUCCGAACUGCAGUAUGACCUGGAAGACCUAGAGGAUGUCACAGCAACUCUCCACAUAAAUUCAGUCCAGAGCAGAAUUCUAGACUUUCCGCAGCCAGCAGCAGACUACCUAGAUUUUCGUAGUCGGUUGCUGAAGAACUUGGUUUGUUUGGAGAACUGUACCCUACAGGAGCGAGCCCUCACCGGCACCAUCAAAGUGCGUAACCUGGCCUACGAGAAGUUGGUUCAUGUGCGAAUCACUUUCGACACCUGGAAGAGCUUCCAGGAUGUGGAAUGCACAUUUAUGAAUAAUGUCUAUGGUUGUCAGGAUACAGACACAUUCUCGUUUGCCAUUGAACUGCCUGGGUAUGUGCCCCUUCAGAAUAAGGUCGAAUUUUGCAUUAGCUACAGAAAUGGAGAGCAGACCUACUGGGACAACAACGAUGGCAGAAACUAUGGACUGGUUUCAACAUCUUGGCAACUAAACAAUACAUGGAAUUCCAAAAAAAAGAAAACAAACCAAACCAAAAACAUAAACAUAAAAACAAAAACACAAGACAAGGAGUUUUAUAAAUGUAGAAGUCCGCUCCAAUCCAAUGGCAUUUUCCCAAACUGGCAAAGUUGGGGGCACAUUGCGACCAGUGGCCCCUAUUGGUGACUUGAGCUCACAUAAUUAACUAUCCAAAUGUGUUGAAAGCUUUUUGCACCAAUAUAUCUCUCGGUAUGACAACAGAAGAAGAUUAACAUUAUCUUAAUGAGCUCUUAAUAUGAUUUACCUGCUGAUUACUUUACAAGCAGACCUAGAUCAGCUGUCUAUUAGCAGAUUAAAGAGGGAACAGAGACUGGUUGAAAUGGUCACAUAGAGUGAACCUUGUUUCUUUUAGAUGGAACAUGUUGCUUCCGUGCAAUACAGCAUGUUUUAUUCUUUUAAGUAAAACGUUUGAUGACCCCUAUCAAGAACCACAACACC